Molecule: messenger RNA, 868 nt
Organism: Carlito syrichta (Philippine tarsier)
Lineage: Eukaryota; Metazoa; Chordata; Mammalia; Primates; Tarsiidae
Gene: TTC32
Product: tetratricopeptide repeat domain 32
Exons: 3
Coding region: 117-593 (158 amino acids)
Molecular function (GO): protein binding
Source: RefSeq, a predicted model, not a curated record
CUUCGCGGGCUGCUGUCAAGUUAAAUCCCAGGGUGCGGAAGUGGCUUCGUGGUGCCGCCUUUACCUGCUCAGAAAUAAGCCGCAAUUUCACACCGAAAGCUAGGCUUUCGAUAGGUAUGGAAGGGCAGCAGGAGCGAGGAAGCCAUGCAACCCUAGCACUGGCCCAGGCCCACUUCGAGAGGGGCGAGUACGCGGAGGCAGAGGCGCUGUACUCCGCCUACAUUGGCCAGUGCGCCCCUGCGGCCACCGUCGGCGCGAGUCCCGGGAGCAAAUGCAGCCCUGAGGAUUUGGCUACUGCAUAUAACAACAGGGGGCAAAUCAAGUACUUCAGGGUUGAUUUUUAUGAAGCCAUGGAUGACUACACAUCUGCCAUAGAAGUCCAACCCAAUUUUGAAGUUCCAUAUUACAACAGAGGGUUGAUAUUGUAUAGGCUGGGAUAUUUUGAUGAUGCUUUGGAAGAUUUCAAGAAAGUAUUAGACUUAAAUCCUGGAUUUCAAGAUGCUACUUUGAGCUUAAAACAGACUAUUCUAGACAAAGAAGAAAAACAAAGAAGAAAUAUUGAAAAAAAAGAUGGAAAUCUUUUAUGUAACUGAAAUAUUAAUUUAUGAUCCUAACACCUACAUCUAGUUGUCUCUAAUUUAAAAUAGAUAUUAGACUAUUUUGAUUUGUAUUUAAGACAGAGAUUCAUACAUUAACACUGAAAAUUAAAUAUGUGUCUAUAGUAGUUAAUUUCAGGUUGAAUAGGUAUACUUUUUAUAAGACGUACAUAAGUAUUAUCAAUGUAUAAGGAUACUCGUACAGUAAAAUAUUUAAAAAUUUUACAUCUACAAAGUUGAAAGUAUAGUACCAUAAAUGUCUAUAAACUCUU